This is a messenger RNA of Rotaria socialis, 753 nucleotides long. NCBI's taxonomy places the organism in Eukaryota, Metazoa, Rotifera, Eurotatoria, Philodinida, Philodinidae. The record is from the annotation of a GenBank genome assembly.
AUGUCUUCAUCAAAUUCGCAAAAUGAACAGCGCAAUAGUGUGCCACAAAGAAGAUUUGUUCGCAUGUCACAGCGUGUAGAACCCCGUCCGAAUAAUCAUGUUACAAUAGUGCGUUCGAAUAAUCACCAGAUUCGUCGUCCUGUUGUUUUCGUCAUCUACUAUUCGAUGUACGGUCAUGUAGCAGGACUAGCAUCGAGUAUUCGAACUGGUGUUGAACAUGCCGGAUGUGAUUGUCAUAUUUUUCAAGUUGCUGAAACAUUAUCUAAUGAAACUCUUAAAAAUAUGAAUGCACCUCCCAAACAAAAAAACAUACCAAUAAUUAGACCUGAGCAGUUGCCUGAAGCCGAUGGUAUUCUAUUUGGUAUGCCAACUCAUUUUGGUACAGCACCAGCACAAAUGAAAACUCUAUUUGAUGCUUGUUCUAAUCAUUGGAUGUCCGAUGCAUUGAUUGGCAAACCAGCUGGAGUUUUCUUCUCAACAGCAACACUUGGUGGUGGUCAAGAGACUACUGCUCUUUCUUGUGUACCAUUUUUCACACAUCUUGGAAUGCUUUUUGUUCCACUUGGCUAUAGGAAUAAAUCAUUAAUGAAUCUUGAUGACGUUCAUGGUGGAUCUCCUUACGGAGCUGGCACAUUAGCUGGAACGAAAGGUGAACGACAAGUAUCUCAACUUGAACAUCAACUUGCACAUGUACAAGGAAUUGAAUUUGGUAAAGUCGUUUUAAAAUUAAGCUCAACACCGAAAUAUGCAUAA